UAAAGGUCCUGGGCCAGCUCUGAUAUCAGAGAGCUACAGCUCUUAAGAGAUAAACAAGACUUUCUGCAGGGAGAAAAGGAUUUGAAAAAUUACCUGCCACAAUGACAGACAGAAGCCCCUUCGAAACGGACAUGGUCACACUGACCCGCUAUGUUAUGGAAAAGGGGCGACAGGCGAAAGGGACUGGAGAGCUCACACAGCUGCUAAACUCCAUGCUGACAGCCAUCAAAGCCAUUUCCUCAGCUGUGCGCAAGGCGGGCCUGGCCAACCUGUAUGGGAUUGCGGGAAGCGUGAACGUGACGGGGGAUGAGGUGAAGAAACUGGACGUGUUAUCCAAUUCCCUGGUAAUCAACAUGCUCCAGUCCUCCUACAGCACCUGUGUACUGGUCUCAGAAGAAAAUAAAGAGGCGAUUAUCACCGCCAAGGACAAGAGGGGGAAAUAUGUGGUCUGCUUUGACCCACUGGAUGGAUCUUCCAACAUCGACUGCCUGGCCUCCAUUGGAACCAUAUUUGCCAUCUACAGAAAAACUACAGAGGAUGAGCCUUCUGAAAAGGAUGCCCUGCAGCCAGGCCGAGAUAUUGUGGCUGCAGGCUAUGCACUCUAUGGCAGUGCAACCCUGGUUGCUCUGUCCACUGGGCAAGGAGUGGACCUCUUCAUGCUUGACCCAGCUCUCGGUGAGUUCAUUCUGGUGGAAAAAGAGGUCAAAAUUAAAAAGAAAGGAAAGAUUUACAGCCUCAAUGAAGGCUAUGCCAAGUAUUUUGAUGCUGCCACCAUGGAAUAUGUGCAGAAAAAGAAAUUUCCUGAGGAUGGCAGUACUCCCUAUGGGGCCAGGUACGUGGGCUCCAUGGUGGCCGAUGUGCACCGAACCCUGGUCUAUGGAGGGAUUUUCCUAUACCCAGCGAACCAGAAAAAUCCAAAGGGCAAGCUCCGGCUCCUGUAUGAGUGCAAUCCUGUGGCCUAUAUCAUUGAGCAGGCGGGAGGCUUGGCAACCACAGGCACCCAGCCUGUGCUGGAUGUGAAGCCUGAGGCUAUUCACCAACGAGUUCCCCUAAUUCUGGGGUCCCCGGAUGAUGUGCAGGAAUAUCUCACCUGUGUACAAAAAAACCAGGCAGGCAGGUAGUGAAUCAGACUGUGCAAAUCCUAUUCUUUUUGUCUUGUACCCUGUGUGUUAAGGACCCUAAAUGAAUGAUAAGCAGAAACAGUGGUGAUGAGUGACAAAGGGCCCAUCCACCCAAUCACAAACAGAAAAGCAGCAGCAAACCACUCA
Messenger RNA from Phyllostomus discolor (pale spear-nosed bat), 1268 nucleotides. RefSeq names its product fructose-bisphosphatase 2 (gene FBP2). NCBI's taxonomy places the organism in Eukaryota, Metazoa, Chordata, Mammalia, Chiroptera, Phyllostomidae. The record is from RefSeq and is a predicted model, not a curated record. The transcript is spliced from 7 exons. Gene Ontology annotation, cellular component: cytoplasm; cytosol. Gene Ontology annotation, molecular function: fructose 1,6-bisphosphate 1-phosphatase activity. Bases 102 to 1121 code for a protein of 339 amino acids. Gene Ontology annotation, biological process: sucrose biosynthetic process; fructose 1,6-bisphosphate metabolic process; fructose metabolic process.